GCGGCGCAGGCCGGGGGCGCCCCGGGGCCGGCGAGCGGGGGCCCCGGCGCCGUCGGGGGCGCCUCGGGGAAGCCGGCGCUGGAGGAUCUAUACUGGAUGAGCGGCUACCAGCACCACCUGAACCCGGAGGCGCUCAACCUGACGCCCGAGGACGCGGUGGAGGCGCUCAUCGGCAGCGGCCACCACGCCGGGCACCACGGCGCGCACCACCCGGCGGCCGCCGCGGCCUACGAGGCCUUCCGGGGCCAGAGCUUCGCGGGUGGCGGUGGCGCGGACGACAUGGGCGCCGGCCACCACCACGGCGCGCACCACGCCCCCCCCCACCACCAUGCCGCCCACCACCAUCACCACCACCACCACGGCGGCGGGGGCCACCACGGCGGCGCGGGCCACGGCGGCGGCGGCGCAGGCCACCACGUGCGCCUGGAGGAGCGCUUCUCCGACGACCAGCUGGUGUCCAUGUCGGUGCGGGAGCUGAACCGGCAGCUCCGCGGCUUCAGUAAGGAGGAGGUCAUCCGGCUGAAGCAGAAGCGGCGCACGCUCAAGAACCGCGGCUACGCGCAGUCCUGCCGCUUCAAGCGGGUGCAGCAGCGGCACAUUCUGGAGAGCGAGAAGUGCCAGCUCCAGAGCCAGGUGGAGCAGCUGAAGCUGGAGGUGGGGCGCCUGGCCAAGGAGCGGGACCUGUACAAGGAGAAAUACGAGAAGCUGGCGGGCCGGGGUGGCCCCGGGGGCGCGGGCGGGGCCGGCUUUCCGCGGGAGUCCUCGCCGCCGCAGGUCGGCCCCGGCGGGGCCAAGGGCGCGCCCGACUUCUUCCUGUGAGCGCCGGACCGAGCCCGCGCCGCCGCCCGGAGGAGGCUCGGACCCGCGGCCCAGGACGCGGCCGUAGGCCGGGCCGGCCCUGCGCGCCCCGCUGCCCAGUCUGCCGGCGCCGGACUGGAGCCCCUUCCCGCGGCGGGGCCUCCGCGCUCAGCCCCGAGCGCGUCCCGCCGCUGCCGCGACUACCCUGCGCCGGGCGCGGCGCCUUCCAGGAGGGCGGGCCGGGCCGACCUUGCCCGCAGCUCCGCUUGUACAGACGUCGGACGCGGUUCUCACUCCGACGCGCCCCGCCCUCCUGGGUUUUCUUUCUUUCUGCCUCCCUUCCUCGCCCGUUUUUACUCCUCCUUUUUAAAGCGGUCUUAUUUUCGAAGUAUUUAUAUUUAUUUUGCUCGUUGACUAGAUAACCCCGGAGGAAGCUCCCUCCUUCCUGGCCGGGGUCGCCCUCAGACGUCGCGUGUCCCAGCAUGUGUCGCUAGCUCGGAGGGGCCCGACCCCUGCCCGCCCUCCUGCCCGCCUGCCCCCCACCCUGCCACCGGCGUCCCCUAGAAAUGGAAGCCCAGGAACAUUAUCUAUGCCGAGUGCAGUCCUGCUGCCCUACUGUGCUCGCAGGGGGGAGGGGGGUGGGCCGGCCGGGACUCCCGCGCUGCUAUUUCUCUAUGCACCAGAUCGUAUUUAUGACUCCCGGGGAAAUAUCUUAUUUUAACCUUCAAGGAAAGUGAAAGAAACAAAAAGUAAUGCACAGUAUUUCUAGCAGAAAAAUUCUUUUUGAGAGGAGGUUUUGUCCUGAACCUCCUGGCAUGGGGGCGGGUGAAGAAAGUGUUUUUAUUUUAAUUUAAAUUGUGUUUCGUUUUGCUUGUGCAAUCUUUUUUUAAAGCCUGAGUGCUUUUUGGACUAGCCGGGAGAAUGAACGGCAGGUCGGUGCUCGGCCCCUGCAAACCGCCAGGCCCCGCGCUCCAGCCCGGCCUGCGCUCUGGGCUCUGGCCGCGGGCUCCCGCUAAGCGCUCUGAGCCAGAGACCGCCAGCUUGUUGAAAGUUUUGUUGUGUUGUUGGGUUUUGUUGGGUUCUUUUUUUCAUUUGCUACGAAACUGAGGAAAGAAAAAAAA
Molecule: messenger RNA, 1919 nt
Organism: Equus quagga
Lineage: Eukaryota; Metazoa; Chordata; Mammalia; Perissodactyla; Equidae
Gene: MAFA
Product: MAF bZIP transcription factor A
Biological process (GO): retinal rod cell development; regulation of transcription by RNA polymerase II
Cellular component (GO): nucleus
Molecular function (GO): DNA-binding transcription factor activity, RNA polymerase II-specific; RNA polymerase II cis-regulatory region sequence-specific DNA binding
Source: RefSeq, a predicted model, not a curated record